This is a messenger RNA of Stomoxys calcitrans (stable fly), 2112 nucleotides long. RefSeq names its product neprilysin-4-like. The transcript has a single exon. The record is from RefSeq and is a predicted model, not a curated record. Bases 12 to 2087 code for a protein of 691 amino acids. Gene Ontology annotation, cellular component: plasma membrane. Gene Ontology annotation, molecular function: metalloendopeptidase activity. Gene Ontology annotation, biological process: protein processing. NCBI's taxonomy places the organism in Eukaryota, Metazoa, Arthropoda, Insecta, Diptera, Muscidae.
CUCCUCGAAAAAUGUUUCCAAGUAGUUGGAAACUUUCCACAGCAGUGCUGGUGUGGUGUAUUGCCUUGGUUCUUGGCAAAACUUCAAACCCCUUUGGGGAAGUUAGUCGUGGAUAUUUAAAAAAUUUAGUGCGUCUGGCCAAGUCUGCGGAAAUUCGCAACUACAUGAAUGAAUCGCAGGAUCCCUGUGAGGAUUUCUAUGAGUUUUCCUGUGGCAAUUAUUAUCGCCUCAAUCCGCCCAACUCAUAUCCUUACAUAAAUAAUGCCUUUGAAACCAUUUCGAGUGCCUUGGGUCGCAAGAUUUUGGCUGUGCUCGAGGAGAAAACCACCACUGACACCUUGGCCGACAUGAAGGUGAAAAAUUUCUACGAGUCCUGCAUGAACUUGGAUGUGGUGGAGAAUAUCUAUGCCGAUAAGCUGAAGGAAAUCGUGGCGGAAUUUGGCCAAAUGCCUGUACUCGAGGGUGAGUCGUGGAAUGCCAGUGAUUUCGAAUGGAUGCCCACUGUGGCGAAAAUCGCCUACAAAUACAACAUACGCUUGAUAGUGGGCACCGAAAUAGAAGCUGAUCCGCUGGACAAUCAAAAGAACAGCUUGCGCCUAAGAUUACAGCCGACAUCGCUGCGCAAAAAAUCCCUCUAUGUAGAUGAGGAGAAUGAAAUCUAUCGCGACAUGCGUGUGGCGAGUAUGACUCAAUUUAUGCACACCCUCUUGGAUUUGGACAUCGAGUUGGCCAAGAAGACGGCUCAGGAGAUUUUCGAUUUUGAAACUCGUUUGGCGGUGGAGUUCAUCAAGGGCAAUGAGGAUGAAAUUUCCUCCAACUUGACGGUUACCACGCUGGAUGAAAUGCAUGACAAGUAUUAUCCCUCCUUGGAUUUCAAGGAGUUUUUCAAUAUCUCCCUGGGCACGGUGCCCCAAGGUCACAUCUAUGGACUCAGUGGCCAUGAGAUCAAUCGCCUCAUCGAUGUGGUGAAUUACGAAAGGAGGCGUUUAGUGGCCAACUAUGUGUUUUACUACUUGCUGGAGCACUUUAUGCUCAUCCAGCCCUCUACCCACUAUGAACAUGAGCUGAAGUGUCUGAAGCGCACCCAAAGGCAUUUUGCCAACAUAUUGGACAACAUGGUCUAUCGCAAGUACAACAGCCAUCAAAUGGAGCAUGAUGUGGAAAUGAUGUGGAAGGCCAUUAAGAUCACCUUUCAGAAAUCUUUGGGCUUAAUGAGAUUUUAUUGGAUGAGCAAUCACACGCGCAGCCGAGCCUUGCAUAAAUUGAGAAAUAUUCGUUUGCAAUUGAAUGCCCAUCAGGAGAGGGAUUUCACCCAAGAGCUGGAGGAUUUAGUGGUCAACAAACACGACUAUGUGGAAAAUGUCAAGGCCAUUUUAAUUCUAAACUCCAAAGAGGUCAGGGCCCGGUUAACACAGCCUCCCCGCAAUCAUGAUGAGCGUGACUUUUCAUUCACCCCUGCCUUUGUUUUGCAUGAAAAUCUCAUAAAAGUUCCCGUGUCCAUACUACAACCCUAUUACCUAUGGUCCGAUUUCUAUCCUCAUGCCUUGAAAUUUGCCACCUUGGGAUUUUUGAUAUCCCAUGAACUCAUCCAUGGGUUUGAUGAGGAGGGGCGCAUGUUUGACCAUGCCGGCAACUAUGAUGACUGGUGGGAUGAGGAGGCCGGAAAGAAUUUCAAAACCCUCAUUGAUUGUUUCAGGCAGCAAUAUCAGGACUAUGUAUACAAUGAUCGCCAUUUGAAGCCCUCAGCCUCCCAGUCCGAGAAUAUAGCCGAUAAUGGUGGAGUACGUUUGGCCUAUGAGGCCUAUCGCAAUUGGUAUGAUGUUAUACAAGCCCAACAGAAUAUGGCCUGGGAGGUAUUGCCACGUCUCAACUACACCAACAAUCAGCUGUUUUUCAUAGCCUAUGCUCAACUAUGGUGCAGUUCUACGCAUCCUGUUUUGCGUAAUUUUGUCACCUCCAGUGAUGAACAUGUCCCCGACAAGUUUCGUGUUAUAGGGCCAUUGUCAAAUCUUUUGGAAUUUUCAUUGGCCUUUCAGUGUCCCGUGAAGGCGGCGAUGAAUCCACAGGAGAAGUGCACGAUUUAUUAGAGUUUAAUGAUGUAGAGGUAUAAAA